GAGACACCUGACCGACUUUAACAACUGCCCCAUGUAUGACUUCGAGCAUAUCACGUAGGCGAGAGUUGUGCACGAGCUGAGGAGGCUUAACAUACAGACAGUUUUAUAAGAUGCUGUCUACCCGAGCGCUGGUGCGGGGGCUGCAGGCCGGACUCUGGAGGAGAGUGUCCACCUCCACUAGUGCACUGGCGGCCCACAGCCAUGCCUCAGAUGUGGAUGUUGUAGACUUCACUGUUCCUCAGUACAACAACCGCCUGGACACGCCCCUGCCUGAUACCCCAUUCAUCACAAAACUCAAUGCUGAGCAGAAGAAGCUGAAAGAAAAGGAAAAGGACGCAUGGACCAAACUCAGCAAGGAGGAGAAACUACAAUUGUACAGGCUCUCUUUUGAGCUGACCUAUCCUGAGAUGAGGAAGGGAUCAGAUGAGUGGAAGACUGUGCUGGCAGGCAUCUUCAUCUUCCUUGGCCUCACUGGUCUUCUAGUGUGGUGGCAGCGCAUUUAUGUGUACGGUGAUGUCCCACACACUCUGUCUCCAGAAUGGGUUGAGAAGCAGACCCAGAGGAUGAUUGACAUGCAGGUCAACCCUGUGCAUGGGUUUGCUGCCAAAUGGGACUAUGAGAAGAAACAGUGGAAAUAGGAGAAUCACACGGGUUACAAGUUUUACAACACACAUCAUUAAUCUGCUGGUGUCGCAACAAAGCUUUACGGCCUUAAAACCUAUUUAAUAUGUCAAAUAAAGACGGACUGGAAUGUAAAAAUG
Messenger RNA from Astyanax mexicanus (Mexican tetra), 761 nucleotides. RefSeq names its product cytochrome c oxidase subunit 4 isoform 1, mitochondrial. The record is from RefSeq and is a predicted model, not a curated record. Lineage: Eukaryota; Metazoa; Chordata; Actinopteri; Characiformes; Acestrorhamphidae. Bases 111 to 638 code for a protein of 175 amino acids. The transcript is spliced from 5 exons. Gene Ontology annotation, biological process: mitochondrial electron transport, cytochrome c to oxygen.